AUGAUCGCGGCAUGGCCAACAGAGCUUGGUUUCGCAGAAUACGCACGCCGGACAAUUGCUGCCAUUCCACCUCAGUACUUCAAGCAGCAUCUUCCCAUUUACGAUGGCGACCGUCUUGAGCUUCAGAACAAUCGGCUUAUUGUUGUUCAUGGAAAGGGUUCUGGUGGCAAUGUUAUUGGAUAUCGAAAGCCCCUUGGUGGGGAUUCACCUGUGGAAGUGGGCAAUGAGAUUGCAGUUGGUCGGCCCCCGCCUCAGCAGCGAGCCCUGAAUGGUUUUAUGUCAUUCCGAGCCUAUGUUGCUCCACUAUUUGCGGGUAUCACUCAAGCCACCAAGUCUCGCGCCACCGCUUUAUUGUGGGAAAACGAACCUCUGAAGCCACAGUGGGAACUUAUGGCUCUUGCUUACAGCAUCAUUCGAGACAAUUUCGAGGUCACUGCCAAGUCUCUUCAGCUCUACAUGACCCUUGUCACCGAUAUUUUUCUCUUACCUUCAGAUGCAGAAACAUACCUUGCACGACGUGGCUGGGAACUCAGAGUCGAAGACAACUCUAUUUUUUUCAGCAAAGUCUCGCAGUGCACAGUUCACCUAUGCCCGGUCUCAAAUGUGUCUAUUGACGACAUCAUCGUCGAUUGCAUCCAAAACGGCUGGAUUGUUCGGAAAAUUCCUGGGUCCCUCUGGCCAGCACAAAAUACGUGGACUGACUCGGCCCUUGCAGUUCGUCGAUGUCGUCCUGUGCUGAAGGUUGCUGAUCCUUUCGAAUGGCUUUUCGACGAUGAUGACAAGUUCAACAAAGCCCGAUUCGAGUAUUCAUUGGAUGAGGUCUACUCGGAACCCGAUUCUGAUAUGGAUCCGUUAGACGACCUUGUCUAUGACCCUGACCAAGCUUAUGCGAAUAUUUCGAAUAUUGCGCCUCAAAUCAUUUCAACUCCGAGUGUCCAGGAUGAUGAGAUUUUUACACUGACUCCUUUCAGGAAAUUUCCUCGGCAGUCGGACGACGAUCUUACGGAAUGCAACUCCUUAUGA
Penicillium macrosclerotiorum is the source of this 1023-nucleotide messenger RNA. RefSeq names its product Mating type protein. The transcript has 2 exons. The record is from RefSeq and is a predicted model, not a curated record. Gene Ontology annotation, molecular function: DNA binding, bending. Gene Ontology annotation, biological process: positive regulation of mating-type specific transcription, DNA-templated. Gene Ontology annotation, cellular component: nucleus. The coding region runs from base 1 to 1023 and encodes 340 amino acids. Lineage: Eukaryota; Fungi; Ascomycota; Eurotiomycetes; Eurotiales; Aspergillaceae.